AUUUCCAACGAUGUGAUGUGCAAGCAAUCCGUGGUAGGCGAAAUUACUAAAUUACCCUCGCGAAGCCUCCUCGUCAGUUUGCCUUUGCCGACCGCCUCCGCCUCCGCCUCCGCCUCCGCCGAUCCCCAUCCAUCCCGCGAGCGAGCGAGCGAGCGAGCAGGGCGCCGUCGAUCGUCCUGCUGCUUCCGCCGCAUCCAUCCUGGGACAUUCAAUGUAUGCUGUGCACCCUGUUCUUGUACGGACUGUAACCGUUCUUCAGUCCUGAUGGAGUCAGAAGCAGGCAGUGCACCUAAUGGUUGUACAUCUACAGUAAAGGGGUCAGAAGAGAGGCACAGUUUGGAACGUCGUCAUGAUGAUGGCUCAUGUAUCUCAGAGAUUAAACUUAUUUCUAAUAUGGUUGUAAAGAAAAAGAGGGGGAGAAGAGCACCUCCAUCUUCUAGAAGAUUAAGUGGUAAUAAGGUUAUUAGUGGUGAAGAUGCUGUUCAAAAUCGCAACCAUGCUAAAGAAGAAGACCAGGCUGGUAAUUCUUCUGAUGUGGCGUUGUCGCCAUCUAGCAGGAAGACAGAAGGUCAAGAUCAGUCGACAAACCCCAAAGAUUUGUUUGAGAAAGCUUGCCAUCAAGCUACAGAGAUGGUUACUGAAAGCACAACUGGUUGCAAGAAAUCCUUUUGGGAAGAAAAGGGAAGUGAUAAUAGGAGAGGCAGGCAAGCUACACUUUGUGUGAAACAGGAUGGGCUUGAUAUUGAAACAACAGGCAAGGAUGUCUCUGCAAGUGAAGCUUAUGAAAAAUCCAGCACACUGGAAGAUACUUCUGUUGGGCAUGCAGCAGCAAAGAGUGUUAAUCCUGAGGAUAAUUCUCUAGAUCCUAUGGAUAAUGUGUCUGAUACACAUGUGAAUGCCACAUCUUCUGAGGACAAGAGUUCUGAAGAAGUUGAGGACGUGAAAGUGUGUGACAUUUGUGGAGAUGUUGGUGAGGAGGAGAGGCUUGCUGUUUGCACUAGAUGCAAUGAUGGUGCUGAGCAUAUUUAUUGUAUGCGGGUAAUGAUGGAAGAGGUUCCAGAGGGUGAAUGGUUGUGUGAAGAGUGCGAAAAUGAGUUGGAAUAUGAAAAGAAGAAGAAACUAGAAAAAUCUCAGCUGAAGGUUGGUGCCUCAAAAAGCCAGUUCUUUGAAAGGAAAACCAAUAAAAUUGCCAAUGCAUCAAAAAGCAAUUCUUAUGAAGAUGAAACCUCAAAAGCCCUUGAAGGGAAAAUUAGUAAACCUGACACUGCUUUGAAGAACAGAAGUUCUUUUGAAAAUGAAGUGGAGAAUGAAAAUGGAGAUAAGAAAGAGUUGAAUUCAACAAACCAAUGCAAUAAUAGCAAUUCGAAGAGGAAGGAAGAAGGUGCAGGGAUCAUUUCCUCGAUUAAACAAAGUAUUACUGAACGCUGUGGUUUCUCCAUGGGAGCUGAGUCCAGAAAAAGGUUGCCAUUGUCAUGUGAGAGCUCAUUUCGGUUGGAUGUAGAGAAGGGAAAGCAAGCCGCUACCAAAGUACCAACUUCAUUGGCAUUUGACGCUGCCAAGAAUCUGGGACCACCACUUCGUGGUCAAUUUUCCAAAUCCACUUCUUUCAACAACUCAAAGGUCCCCAAGGUGAAACAGCUAGUGAAUGAAGUUCCACAGAAGCCCAACAAUAUGAAGGACCAUAUACCCUUUCUUGCGAAAAAAGAGGGGCCAGUGGGCAUACUUGCUAAGUCGCCAUUUUUUAAGAAGCCUAAAUCUUGUGAAUCAGCAAAUAAAGCAAAGUCUUCGAUUUUACCUCCUACUGAGGAGUCAAAAGUCGUGAAUCCACCGGUGAGCCAUAAUGUAACAAGUGACCGAGACACUUCUAUAUUAGGGUGCCCCUCCGUUACUGCCUCGAUGACUACCCAAGUUUCAUCUAAAGAAGAAUCCAAAGCUCAGCAUCUCACUACAGGUAAUUUAAGCACUACUCAUGGACAAGGUGGAAGAAACUCUCUUGGAUACUCUGAGGUAAAUAAGCAACUUGUAGCAAAAGCUCCUGGAAGUACAACUGUAAGUAGUGCUGAGAAAUCCUCUGGUAUUCUUGGUUCUGGGGCCCAGAGAAAGGUAAUCCAGAACACAGAUCCCGCACACCGGGAUGAUAAAGUAAAGGAUCCAACAAGCUUGAGACCAGGUGGUUCUAGUAUCAAUUGCUCGAUGCGUUGUCAGCGUUGUAAUGAAGCAGGCCAUUCUACACAAUUCUGUUCUGUUGACAAACUUAGCUUAUCUGCAGUAAAACCUAUGAGUGAACGGAACAUGAAGGAUUCCUCUGCUAAAAGGAAUAAAACAUUUGAAGCUACUAAUGUGAUAGCAGCUGAAAAAGCUGCUUCCAGACCAGCAGAUCAAUCUGAGCACAUUGUGAAAUGUGGUCCUUCUCACAACCCAAUGUGUAGGCCUAAAGAUCUUUUAUCCACCUCAUUUGGCCAUGUAAAGAAGCCCUCACAAUUGUACGGGCAAACCAAUGAGCAGGAUAUGAGAAACACUUCGAGCAACAAAGCUUCCACAGAUGGUAGCAAGUUGAAACCCAAUGAGUGCCAGACUGUAUCAGUCAAGACAGGAAGAUUAGUUGAUGGCAGCUUAACUAUGCCAGAUGCUCUGAUGGACAAAUCUUCAACUGUUCCAGAGUUGGAUUUCAUAUGGCAAGGUGGUUUUGAGCUGUGGAGGACUGGAAGAUCUCCUGAGCUAUGUGAUGGUUUUCAAGCUCACUUAUCAUGUUCUGCUUCACCAAAAGUGCUGGAAGUUGCAAAGAAAUUCCCUUCAAAAGUCCAGCUGGAGGAACUUCCUCGUCAGAACUCAUGGCCAACACAGUUUCAGGAAAAUGGUCCUUCAUACGAGAAUAUUGGUCUUUUCUUCUUUGCUAGAGAUACUGAUAGCUAUGAAAAUUAUUACAGUAAAUUAGUUGAAAAUAUGCUCAAGAAUGACUUAGCUCUCAGAGGAAACAUAGAAACAGCUGAGUUGCUCAUAUUCCCUUCCAAUAUCCUGUCAAAGAAUUUCCAAAGAUGGAACAUGUUCUAUUUUCUUUGGGGUGUAUUCAGAGUUAGAAAAAAAGAUCAAAUGAACAUUCCACCUGAUGUACCAUUUAGUACUUGUGAGCCCAAUCUGAAUACGGAUCGGAUGGACGUGGAUGAAAGCAUCUCUGUUUUGACAUCUGGCCCUUCAUUCUCCGAAGGCCAGAACAAUGGUGCUAAAUCAGACCACGAUUUGGUGAAGUCAGUUUCUUGUGUGGACUACCAAUGUCCCCAGAGUACAGAAACCAAUUAUCAAAGGUGUUCAAAUGGAGAGACCGAAUCAAAUCAGCCUGUGAGUCAAAAUGAAUUAGAAGAUCACCAUCAGGUUCCAAUUACAGCCAGCAGUUCAACAAAUAACAGUACUGAUCUGGCAACAGAACAACAGAAAUUGUCUUGCUCAGGAGAUGAAGAUACAAAGGAUUCUUCCAAUAGUAUUGCUUGUGAAGCAAUUAUUGAUGUUAAUACAGUGCCAGUUACUUGCUCUGUUUCCUCAGUAUAUGAGAUAGGAAAGGGCAUCAGAGUAAUCAACCUCAAUGAAGCUGACAACCUUGUGGAUGUAGAUAUAAAUAGUAGUGAGGUGAACUCUGGUACAGUAGAUCUUAUCUCGCACACCACAGCUACUCUACACAAAAGAAAUGUUGAGGUAGCAAACUGGGCUGAUGAAGUCAAUGGAAAACUAGAGCAGAAAAAGAUUAAAUUGGAUAAUGUUGGGUCUGCAAAUUCUAGUUUAAGUGAGAAUACAAGUGAUGGAAGGCUAUCAUCCAAGGUGCAUCCCCUCGUAUCUUCCUCCUUCGAUGAUUCAGUUGACCAGUCAUUGGCAGGAAGCUCAAAGUGUAAUGGAAAGCGCAUAUUUCCGCUUGAUCUAAAUACAGUGGAUGCAGGAAACGUUGUAAAUAUAUCGGAUGACGAGGAGAUGCCUGAGCGUGAUGCGCCAGAUUUUGAGCUAGAACUUACGGACAACAAUUCUCCCAGAAAGACCAUGUUUUCAUUUCUUUCCCCUAAGGUUGAAGAAAAUCGGAGUAAGGAACAUUCAUUGCCUACCGAUUCACCAGGUUCCCUCUCCCUCUCUCUUGCCUUUCCGGCAUCUAGGGAACAUGCUGGUAAGUUGCAAUCAGAGAUACCGAAGCAGUUGCCUGAGAUGAGCAGCCAGAAUAAGAUAUCUUCGAUUUGGGACCGACAAUGAUGGCUGCCCGCUCUUGCGUUCCUGAUGUUUUGCGGGACAGAUCGAUGUUUGCGUCCUCUGGAGAAACUAUCUUGAAUACUAUGUAUCUGCAAUGAUGCCACUCAGGUGUGCUGACAAGUAGUUACAUCCAGGGGGCAGAACUAUUGAACUGCAAAGAACAGAGUUCUGGACGUAAGUGUUAUUUUGCAGGAAACAGUGAUAUGCUUUUCAAGACAUAGGGUUAUGACAUGAAAGUUCAUACUCUGCACUGUAAAUUUCUGCACAACUCAUGUAAAGUUUUGGCCUUAAGCUGGAAGUCAUCUCAAAUUUGAGAGAUGUCUGCCGUGGGGGGAAAGAUGGUGGUUAUUAUCUGAGAUUAGUAUAUAAAUGUUUCUCUUUUCUUGAAAUGUUCUCGUGUUACCGUUUAGUUUGUCAUAUCUGAUAAAAUGAUUUUCCGACACUAUCA
Oryza sativa Japonica Group (Japanese rice) is the source of this 4672-nucleotide messenger RNA. RefSeq names its product ASI1-immunoprecipitated protein 2. The record is from RefSeq and is a predicted model, not a curated record. NCBI's taxonomy places the organism in Eukaryota, Viridiplantae, Streptophyta, Magnoliopsida, Poales, Poaceae.